AAAGCUUAUAUUAGCUGCUGUAAGUGCUUUUAUCACAGCUAUUACUGGAUACAUUUUUGUGUGUUUGUUCAAAUGCAUUCGCAAUAAUGGAGAAUUUAAAGUGUGUAAUUCAAUAAUUUUGUCGAGAAGUUACUAUAUUAUUUAUUUUGUAGUUGAAUUGGUUGAUACCGAAAUGGAACGGUUAUCAUAAGCAACACUUACCAUUAGAAUGUAAGUUUUGUUUUUAUCUCAAACUAUAACUUUUUUCAACUUUAGCUGAAGGUCAAAUAUCAAUAAAACAAGGCAUCAUUGGUACACAUGCAUCAAUUGAACAUGUUUAA
Messenger RNA from Rotaria sp. Silwood1, 320 nucleotides. NCBI's taxonomy places the organism in Eukaryota, Metazoa, Rotifera, Eurotatoria, Philodinida, Philodinidae. The record is from the annotation of a GenBank genome assembly.